AUGGACCCGAACUCAGACCCAGGAGGUGGCCCAGCCCACCGGAGUGAGCAUGGCACUCCACUGCAACAGGAGCCAUGGAUAUCAAUACAGACCCUGGCUACUGGCUACUGUAGGACCCGAGACCCACACAUGGCCCUUGGGAGCAGCCUGAUCCAAACAUGGCAGUGGUCCCAGAGGUUGUGGGCGGUGCAGCGGCUGCAGCGCCUCCUGGCCUCCGGGACCGUGUCGCAGAGCCGGGGAUGGCUCCACCCAUUCAGCACUGCCACCCCAAGAACGGCUGGGGAAGACUGCAGUUCUGAGGACCCUCCUGAUGUACUUGGUCCCUCCCUUGCUGAACAAGCCUUAAGGCUAAAAGCUGUUAAACUGGAAAAAGAAGUCCAAGAUUUAACACUAAGAUACCAGAGAGCUGUUGCUGAUUCUGAAAACAUAAGGAGACGAACCCAAAGAUGUGUGGAAGACGCCAAGAUAUUUGGAAUCCAAAGCUUCUGUAAGGACUUGGAGGUGGCAGACAUUUUGGAGAAGACUGCUGAGUGCUUUUCAGAAGGAGCCAAACCUGAGGACCACAAGCUUACUCUGGAAAAAGUCUUUCAAGGACUGUCUCUUUUAGAAGCAAAGCUGAAAAGUGUGUUUGCCAAGCAUGGCCUAGAGAAAAUGACGCCCAUUGGUGACAAAUACGACCCUCAUGAGCAUGAACUCAUCUGUCACAUGCCAGCAGGUGUUGAGGUACAGCCUGGCACUGUGGCAUUAGUACGACAAGAUGGCUACAAACUUCAUGGCCGCACCAUUAGACUUGCCCAAGUGGAAGUGGCCGUGGAGUCUCAGAGAAGGCUAUGAACGAGCCACCGGGAACUAAA
Molecule: messenger RNA, 854 nt
Organism: Peromyscus leucopus (white-footed mouse)
Lineage: Eukaryota; Metazoa; Chordata; Mammalia; Rodentia; Cricetidae
Product: grpE protein homolog 2, mitochondrial-like
Exons: 2
Coding region: 1-834 (277 amino acids)
Biological process (GO): protein folding; protein import into mitochondrial matrix
Cellular component (GO): PAM complex, Tim23 associated import motor
Molecular function (GO): adenyl-nucleotide exchange factor activity; protein-folding chaperone binding; protein homodimerization activity
Source: RefSeq, a predicted model, not a curated record